Molecule: messenger RNA, 465 nt
Organism: Morus notabilis
Lineage: Eukaryota; Viridiplantae; Streptophyta; Magnoliopsida; Rosales; Moraceae
Product: alpha-hydroxynitrile lyase
Exons: 3
Coding region: 1-465 (154 amino acids)
Biological process (GO): jasmonic acid metabolic process; salicylic acid metabolic process
Molecular function (GO): methyl jasmonate esterase activity; methyl salicylate esterase activity; methyl indole-3-acetate esterase activity
Source: RefSeq, a predicted model, not a curated record
AUGUCGUUCAUUAAGACCUUUUUUGAUAUGCCAACAGGCCAUGGAGCAUGGUGCUGGAACAGGCUUGUACAGCUGCUCAAAUCAGCAGGCCAUCGAGUCACCGCGCUGGACCUGAGCGGCAGUGGAGUUGACCCGAAACGGCUAAACCAGAUAACUUCCUUUUCCGAGUAUGUUAAGCCAUUGAUGGAGCUCAUGGCACCUCUAGCUGAAUAUGAGAAGGAUUUGAUAUUAGCAAAGAUGUUGGUGAGACCAAGUAGGCUGUUCUUGGAGGACCUGGCCAAAGAAUCCAUGGUGACAGAUGAAAGAUUUGGGUCGGUUCGGCUGGUUUUUGUAGUGUGCGACGAGGAUGGGCUAUUGCAAGAAGAUUUCCAGCGCUGGCUUACUGAGAACAGUAAGACCAAGGAGGUGAAGUUGAUAUUGGGAGCUGACCACAUGGUUAUGCUUCUGUCUCUUCCAAAUUGCUGA